UUGAAUACAAUUGUGUAACUUCACUCAUAACGUUGCCUUGUAACAUGAGAAAGCGACAGUGAUGACAGUAAAUGCACCGUGAAUGGGAAGCAGCAUCAUCUUUUUCCUGAGAAAUGUGUCGCUUGUUAUUUAUAAAAUGAGUUCAACGGUUCGAUCAUCACUUUUGCGUCACUGAGAGGAAAGAGGGGCGUGGCUUGACGGGGUUCUUGAAGGCAGCACGGAGGUGUAGCGGGAGGUGGAGACAGCAGGGAGCAACACUAACCACAAGCGUUGCUAAACUUCACCAUUCUGUCUGCUUCCUCUUUCAUCGACGGUUUGACGAGCUUCUGAACCAAGGACCAGGACGUGGAGCAGCCAUGGGCGUCGAGGGGGGAAUGAAAUGUGUCAAGUUCCUGCUCUUCUUCUUCAACUUCAUCUUCUGGGUGUGCGGCCUGGCGCUGAUCGUGAUCGGCAUCCUGGCCCAGGUGGCGCUACACAACACCCUGCUGAUUGAGGACGCCUCGGCGUCCGGGGGCCCCAUCGUGGUCAUCAUCGUGGGCGUGGUCAUCUUCUUCAUCGCGUUCUUCGGCUGCUGCGGCGCUUGGAAGGAGAACUACUGCAUGGUUACCACGUUUGCCAUCCUGGUGAGCCUGAUCAUCCUGGUGGAGAUCGCCGCCGCCAUCGCCGGCUACGUCUUCAGGAACAAGCUGUCCGUGGUGGUCCAGAGCAGCCUCACCGAGAUGAUCUCCAAGUACAACUCCAGCUCUGCUGAGUUCAGGGACAGUGUGGACAAGCUGCAGCAGGGCCUGCACUGCUGCGGCGUCAACAGCUCGUCCGACUGGAGGAGCUACUCCAGUCAGGAAAACACCGUCCCCGACUCGUGCUGCAUAAAAGAGAGCACGGGCUGCGGCGUCGGGGCCAUGACCGACAAGACCAAGGUCUACCAGCAGGGCUGCCAUGACGUCUUAGAAGAGCUGCUGAAGAAAAACAUCCUGUGGGUGAUCGUGGCCGCCAUCGUCAUCGCUGCCUUGCAGCUCCUGGGCGUGGUGUUCGCCUGCGUGUUGAUGAGAGGCAUCCGCAGUGGCUACGAGGUCAUGUGACCCCACUAGUCCCCCCCCGUCCCCCAGCCAUCGCCGUCUCUCUACAGGAAGGUUUCUGGUCCGCGGUUUCCGUUCCUUUCUCUCUCACCUCUGGUUCUGACGCCUCACCGCUGCUUCUGUUUUUAAUGAACGACCCGCCGGUACAACACUUUUUACUUUAUUCCACACGGUAAACAUGAUUCAGAACAACCGCAAAUCAUAUCAAUAAAAAAAUAGAAAAGUCAGUGGCGUGUGCGUC
Molecule: messenger RNA, 1317 nt
Organism: Synchiropus splendidus (mandarinfish)
Lineage: Eukaryota; Metazoa; Chordata; Actinopteri; Syngnathiformes; Callionymidae
Gene: cd63
Product: CD63 molecule
Exons: 8
Coding region: 357-1079 (240 amino acids)
Cellular component (GO): membrane
Source: RefSeq, a predicted model, not a curated record